AUGUCCUAUUUUAAUAACCACAUAAACAAUAACAAUAACAACAAUACCAAUAAUGACAGUGUUAUAAACAAUUCUACAAUUAACAAAAAUAGUUAUAUGGAUAAUAAUUUUAAUAUCAAUGAUAAUGAUAGCGAUGAUAUUGAUAUUUAUAUUGACUAUAUAGAUAAUAAAAAAACAAAUUUACAAAAUAAUAAACACACCAGCACCCAUAAGAGUGAUUAUUUUAACAACAACAACAACAACAACAACAACAACAACAACAACACUUCAUAUAACAAUAACACAAAUCUAAUUAAUAAUAGUAAUAAUAAAAAAACAGAAAUAGAUAGCUUUGAUUAUUUAGACGAAUCAGAUUUCUAUGAUGAUAGCGAUAUUUUAAUGAAUGUUAUCCACAGUAAAGAAGAUCCCCUUAAUCAAGAACAAUCAGAAAACAAAUUUCAAGGUAAACAUAAAAGACAAAAGAUUAACAAUGACAUCCUCUUUGAUGAAUUUGAUUUUGAUGAAAAUGUACCUGUAGCCACAACAAACAACACCUUUCAAAACAAAAACCCAUCCACUCUCAAUAAAUUUAAUUUAAAUAGCAAUACAUAUAAUAUUAAUAAUUUUAAAGAAAUAUCAUUUGAAAAAUCAAAUCUUUAUACACCAGCAGGGCUAAAUAGCAAUAGCAAAUCUAUAGAUAGUAUUUUCUCUAAAUCAAACAAUAGUAACCCAUCAAUCACAAAACCACCAUCAUCUACUACACAAAGAAAUAAAUCUAAAACCCCAAAAACAAAUAUUAAUAAUGAUGAUGAUAAUAAUAUUAUUGAAGGAUCAAUUAUUAAAAACAAAAUAAAAAAUAAUAUCAAAAACUGUAUAGUUUCAAUUUAUGAAAACAAAACAAGGGAAAUUGGUUACUCAUCAUAUAAUCAAGAAACCGGUGAUUUUGAAAUUGGUCAAUUUUGCGACUCUCAAACAUAUUACCAUCUAUAUAACAAAAUAUAUAUUUUAAAUCCAUCAAUAAUAAUAAUCCCUCCCAUUGAACAAACAAGAGAAAUGGUAAAAAUGGUAGAAUCUCGCUUUCCUGCAAUUAAAAUCAUCCCAAUUGUUAGAAAACUCUUCAACAAUAAUGACGGGAUGGCAAUGAUCAAACAGUAUUGUCUAAUUGAUAAAUUCUCUAUCAUCGAAAAAUUUACAAAAGAAAAACUACUGGCCCAGGCAAGUUUCUCUGCAAUACUCAAAUAUUUAGAACAAGAAAUUAGCUUUGUAAAGAAUUGUGUCAAGAUAGAGUAUUCUGGGAGCGAAAAUUCUAUACAGAUCGAUGCCGAAACAAUAAAAAAUUUAGAAUUAAUUCACAACUCAAAAGAUGGUAGUAGAAACUGUACACUUUAUGAGGCAAUUAACAAAACCAAGACUGCUCAAGGUUCGCGUCUUUUAAUUAGUGCCAUUGUUCAACCAUCAAAUGAUCUAGAAAUUAUACAAUACCGUCAAGCUGCAAUUAAAGAAUUUAUGGCAAAUGAAAAAACAACUUUUAUAUUAACACCCAUUCUUUCAAAAAUUGAAGAUAUAGAUAAAAUACUAUUACAUUUUUCACAAAAUCAUAAAAAAACUUCAACAGUCAAACUAAUUGAAACAUAUAUUAAAAAUUUUAUCGACUUUAAAAAUAUUUUUGAAGCUUUACCAAAAAUAGUAAAUUUAUUAAAUCCAAUGACUAGUCCGAUGCUAAAAAUAAUUAACAACAAUUUAAUAAACAAAACUAUUGAAGAACUAAAAAAAGAAAACUUUAAAAUCAUCAAUGAAAAGAUUCCAGUUAUCAAAUAUGUAGCAUCCCAUCACUCAAAGGUUGUUUAUUAUAUUAAAGAUGGUGUUAAUGGACUAUUGGAUGUUUGCAAGAAAGCGUAUACAGAUAUUUUAAACGACAUCCAAACAUUAACCAAAUUUUAUCAAGAUCAAUUAAAACUACCACUUCUAAAGCUUCACUAUUGCUUAACAAAAGGAUACUACUAUUCUCUACCAUGCAAAAAUAAAACCCUCUUUCACUUACCAAAUCCAUUUAUUAGAGCCACCUAUAGAAACCAGAAAUGCUAUUUCCUUAGUGAGGAGAUUAUAUCUUUAUCUCGUCGUUCUAAAGAAGUCUUUGAAGAAAUUAUUGUUUUAUCUGCCCAGUCAAUUGAAAGUUUAAUUGAGUUUUAUAGAGCACGUAUCUCGGAGCUUUACAAUCUUUCAGAAUCAAUUUCUCUUUUAGAUUUCUUGAUCUCUGGAUCAUACUAUGCACUAGGUUUAGAGAAUUGUGUUACACCAGAAAUAUUCGUAAACGGUCCAUUGGGUAUUAAAAGCGGUUAUCAUCCAAUCCAACUAAAAAAAUCAAAAAAAUCAACCAAUCCAACAGACUUUGUACCAAAUGAUACACUUAUCAAUGAAACCUCAAAUUUCCAAUUAAUUCAUGGUCCCAACAUGUCUGGUAAAUCAACAUAUAUUCAACAAGUUGCACUUUUAACCAUUGUUGCUCAUAUUGGCUAUUUAUUACCCUGUGAGUUUGCUUCGGUUCCAUUGAUUGAUCAAAUUAUAAGUAGAAUUGGUACAUCUGAUAAUAUAGAAUCAAAUGCAAGUACAUUCAUGACUGAAAUGAAAGAAAUGUCCUAUAUUUUAGAAAAUGCGACUCCAAAUAGUUUAGUUAUUGUCGAUGAAUUAGGUAGGGGAACCUCAAAUAUGGAUGGAUCAUCAAUAGCAUGGGCAAUAAGCGAAAAACUAUCAACAAUAGGUUGCUACACUCUUUUCGUUACCCACUAUCCACAACUAAUGAAUCUUGCAAUCUUUUAUCCAAAUAUUAAAAUAUAUCAUUUUCAAGUAUCAAGAGACUCAAUUGGCUUAAAAUACAACUAUCUCCUCUCUGAAGGUAUCUCAUCAGCUAAUAGAUCAUAUGGUAUAGAUACUGCAGAGUUGGCAGGAAUUGAUUCAAACGUUAUCCAAAUUGCUAGAAUGAUCAAAGAUGUUUUAGACUCUAAUACUGGUCCAGAAAAAUCAACUCUUGACUAUUACCACCCCCAUAGGGAUUCAUAUACCUUGGUCCAAAAACUAUUAAAUUUAAAAAACUCCAAACAAAAUGAAACACAAUUAAAAAACUAUUUACUAAAAUUAAAAAACGAUUUUAAUUUUAAAUAA
Dictyostelium purpureum is the source of this 3138-nucleotide messenger RNA. RefSeq lists its product as uncharacterized. Gene Ontology annotation, molecular function: ATP binding; mismatched DNA binding; ATP-dependent DNA damage sensor activity. The transcript is spliced from 2 exons. NCBI's taxonomy places the organism in Eukaryota, Evosea, Eumycetozoa, Dictyosteliales, Dictyosteliaceae. The coding region runs from base 1 to 3138 and encodes 1045 amino acids. The record is from RefSeq and is a predicted model, not a curated record. Gene Ontology annotation, cellular component: nucleus; MutSalpha complex. Gene Ontology annotation, biological process: mismatch repair.